This is a messenger RNA of Nerophis ophidion (straightnose pipefish), 5065 nucleotides long. RefSeq names its product peroxisomal membrane protein 4 (gene pxmp4). Gene Ontology annotation, cellular component: peroxisomal membrane. The record is from RefSeq and is a predicted model, not a curated record. Lineage: Eukaryota; Metazoa; Chordata; Actinopteri; Syngnathiformes; Syngnathidae.
GCAGGAAAGGUGCAACAACUGUUUCCGGACGGUUUUAUUUCGGGGUAGCACAUUGCGUGAAGGCUAAGGUCCGACAGGAAUUUGUGUCCGUCGUCGCCAACUGUCAUUAAAAAUAAAUCAUGGCGGCUCCAGAGCUUUUAACUACUUUACUUUAUACUGUCAACAACCUGUUGCAACAAGACAAAUACAAAGCGGCGUUGGCAGUUCUCAAAGGCUUCCGAAAUGGCGCCGUAUACGGCGCCAAAAUCCGAGCACCUCAUGCCUUUGUGAUGACUUUUUUAUUCCGGAGUGGAAGUUUGGUGGAUAAACUCAAAGCCAUUUUGAAGGCCACAUACACACACUCCCGCAACCUGGCGUACUUUGUGUUUACGUACAAAGGACUGCAGGCCUUGCAGGAGAAGAUCCAGGGAAAGAGUUUGCAGUCGCACGCCUUUCUUGCCGCCUGUGUUGGAGGAUGGUUGGUGUUUGGAGAUAACAACAAUAUCAACAGUCAGAUCAACAGGUACUUGCUGUCCAGGAUCCUGUUCGCCAUGUCCCGGCUGGCCGUGGAGAAAGGCGUGAUACCGCAGCCGCUCAAAACAUGAUCCCUUCCCACUGUUCGCACGCUGGUGUGGGGCGUGGUCUUAUGGCUCUUUGAGUAUCACCCGCAUACGCUCCAGCCUUCGCUGCAGUCUUCCAUGAACAGCCUCUACCAUGACAGCAACGUGUGGCACGACAUCUCUGACUUCCUCCUUUAUAACAAGCCGAGGACUUCGGCAAAUGAAGCCCAUAGUUGUCUUUUUUUGUCUGGGACAAGAUGUCGACUGGACCCUCAAUCUGUGCCGGGAGUUCCAUAGUCUGAUUUUAUUUUAGCUGUUGCCAUUCUUUAAUUCAAUGUUAUAAGAAACAUAUUAGCACAUUUCUUUUUUUUGAAGUGAAAAAGAAGUAACUGUUCUAGCACUACUGGUGUCACAGUUUGAUUAUUUCAUCUUUUCAGUUCUAUUUUUUGUCUUUAUCCUUUUUUUUGUUUGUUUAUUAUGACUUGUGUAUAAUCAUGUGAAGGGUUGUACUUUAUACACCAGAGGUGUGAAGUGAAUUAUAUUUAUAUAGCGCUUUUUCUCUAGUGACUCAAAGCGCUUUACAUAGUGAAACCCAAUAUCUAAGUUACAUUCAAACCAGUGUGGGGUGGCACUGGGAGCAGGUGGGUAAAGUGUCUUGCCCAAGGACACAACGGCAGUGACUAGGUUGGCAGAAGUGGGAAUCGAACCUGCAACCCUCAAGUUGCUGGCACGGCCACUCUACCAACCGAGCUAAACCGCCCAGGUGUCAAACAUAUGGAUGAGUUUGCUAAGUCUGAAAAUGAGCAGACAUUUUUUGAAUCAAAAGAAACUGCUGUUCUAAAUGUGUCCACCAGGUGUCACAAUAGCAAUUAUUUGUAUCUAUGUAGAUCAGUGGUCUCAGACACGUGGACCGCGGGCCAUUUGCAGCCCGCGAGAUGUUAUUUUGCGGCCCCCACAUUUAUAUGAAGGUUUAAUGUUAGUGCGGCCCCCGCCUUUAUAUUAUAGUUUAAUGUUAGUGCGGCCCCCACCUUUGUAUGAAAGUUUAAUGUUCGUGCGGCCCGCGAGUUUUGUAUGAAUGGCGCUUGACAGCGUGUUAUUUGGGUCCAAAAUGGCUCUUUCAACGUUCCGGGUUGCCUACCCCUGCAUAAGUGGAAAAGCGGCAAAUGAGUGAACGCGUUGCCAUGGAGACGAGGGUUUUCUUACGUACACCUGUCCGUCAGUAAUAACAGUCCCCGAUAACCUGGACAAAUUCAAAUCGUUGUUUGUUUUUCUAUUGUUUAAUUGCCAUUGCCUCACACGAUGAACACUACACAUAUUUCUAUAUGACGCCGGAUAACUGUCACUUUUUUGCCCUUGCUAUCCCGGUACUUUCCCAGCUAUUAUCCGCCGACCGCCGUGUUGCUGUAGGGAGGAAAAGCGGAACAACACAUUGUGGAAAUAACAUUUUCCGUGCAUCGGCUAAAUACAAAUGUAUUGCACAACCCCAAAUAUGUAUUUUUCGAAGCUUGCAGUGAAGAGAAAGGUUUGUGAUGAGCAAAGACAAUUCCAGGAAAAGUGGAAGAUGCAAUUUUUCUUUAUUGAGCACAGGGACAUGUGUCUUAUUUGCACAGAGAGAAAAAAAAAGAUUAGGAAAACUUUUCUUGCGGCCCAAUUGAGUUUGAUACCCCUGAUGUAGACGAUGCUACAUAUUUAUAAAAAAAAACAAAAAAAAAACUCAUGAUGUUAUAGUACAUAAGUUGAGGAAAAUGAGCAAAGUACAUAAAUAACAUCCUGUAGUUUGAUUUUUAUAUAUAUAUUUUUUAUCUGGAUAGAUUGAAAAUGAACACCAAUGAGUUGACUGAUAACCAUUAUCACAUCAUUUAUUCAGAAAGUAUAAAUAACGCCAAAUAAAGAUAGAAUACUAUUAACCGCAACAUGUAAGUGUAAAAAAAAAUGAAAUUAUGAUUUGUACAUUUUCAGAAUGUGCUUGUUUUAACAAAACAAUCUGAAGUUGUCUUUAUUUUUAAGUUAUCGUGCCGUGAUUUUACCAGUCCGGCCCACUUGGGAGUAGAUUUUUCUCCAUGUGGCCCCCGAUCUAAAAUGAUUUUGAGACCCCUGAUGUAAACGAUGCUACAUAUUUAUAAAAACAAAACAAAAAAACCUCAUGAUGUUUUAGUACAUCAGUCGAGGAAAAUGAGCGAACUACAUAAAUAACAUCCUGUAAUUUAAUUUUUAUAUAUAUUUUUUUAUCUGGAUAGAUUGAAAAUGAACACCAAUGAGUUGACUGAUAACCAUUAUCACAUAAUUUAUUCAGAAAGUAUAAAUAACGACAAAUAAAGAUAGACUACUAACAAACAAAACAAUCUGAAGUUGUCUUUAUUUUUAAGUUAUCGUGCCGUGAUUUUACCAGUCCGGCCCACUUGGGAGUAGAUUUUUCUCCAUGUGGCCCCCGAUCUAAAAUUAGUUUGACACCCCUGGUAAAAACCCACAAGAAAUCUAAAGAGAAGACUGAACAAUACGAUUAAUAGCAGGUCAUUGUGUCACAAUUGAGUUCCGGACAGAUUUUGACUUGUACUUUCCUGUGGUUGGACUCCUGAACCAUUUUACCUCCAAAUUGGUUCACUUUUAACUUUUUUUUCCAAAACAAAAUUCCCUAUUACAAAUAAUGUGAAGUGCGGUGAACCGGCAAUGCUGAUAUUUUUUCAUAUUUUCCAUUUUAGACUCCAAAUCAUACGACUUUUGAUCGGUUCUUUAGAUAUCCUUUUUAAUUUGGCAUCAAAAAGUAACAAAUCAUUUGAAGCACAUUUAUAGCAACACAUUGUUUAAGAGGAUGGUGGUAUGCACUCUUUAUUUCCCCUUUGCAAUUAUGACUUGAAUUCAUUCUCUUAAUAUUUUUAGUGGGCGUGUCUCUAAUUGUAUGUUUUGAACGUGCUGACAUUUCUGCACAACGUUGCACAAUACAUAGUGGAUGAAGUUUUUUUCUGUGUGUUACACCAGUGUUUUCAACCUUUUUUUCAGUGAUGUACCCCCUGUAAACAUUUUUUUAAUUCAAGUACCCCCUAAACCAUGGGUGUCAAACUCUGGCCCGCGGGCCAAAAUAUAGCCCGCCGUGUAAUUUAUUUUGGCCCUUGAGGCAAUAUCAAUUUAGCAUUAGAGCUGGCCCGCCGGUGUUAUACAGCGUCGGUGCCGCUGUAACACCGCAUUCACCACUAAUACUAAACUUGCCAACCCUCCUAAUUUUCCCAGUAGACUCCCGAAGUUCAGUGCCCCUCCCGAAAAUCUCCCGGGGCAACCAUUCUUCCGAAUUUUUACCGAUUUCCACCUGGACCACUAUAUUGGGGGCGUGCCUCUAGCGUUCUCUACAACCUGUCGUCACAUCCCCUUUUCUCCAAACUAACAGUGUGUCACAUAAUAUGUGUGGCUUUUACACACACACACACACACACACACACACACACACACACACACACACACACACACACACACACACACACACAAAUGAAUGCAAGGCAUACUUGGUCAACAGUCAUACAGGUCACACUGAGGGUGGGCGUAUAAACAACUUUAGCACUGUUACAAAAUAUGCGCCACACUGUGAGCCCACACCAAACAAGAAUGACAAACACAUUUCGGGUGUACAUCCGCACCGUAACACAACAGAACAGAUACCCAGAAACCCUUGCAGCACUAACUCUUCCGGGAAACUUCCAGCAAACUGACCAAUAAAUAACGUUUUCUUCAUGCAUUUUCUCUUGCUACUUCAAGGCUUGAAUGUUUGGUUCACUCAUUAUUGUUAUUUGGCUUCACGGUGGCAGACGGGUUAGUGCGUCUGCCUCACAAUACGAAGGUCCUGCAGUCCUGGGUUCAAAUCCAGGCUCGGGAUCUUUCUGUGUGGAGUUUGCAUGUCCUCCCCAUGAAUGCGUGGGUUCCCUCCGGGUACUCCAACUUCCUCCCACUUCCAAAGACAUGCACCUGGGGAUAAGUUGAUUGGCAACACUAAAUUGGCCCUAGUGUGUGAAUGUGAGUGUGAAUGUUGUCUGUCUAUCUGUGUUGGCCCUGCGAUGAGGUGGCGACUUGUCCAGGGUGUACCCCGCCUUCCGCCCGAUUGUAGCUGAGAUAGGCGCCAGCGCCCCCCGCGACCCCGAAAGGGAAUAAGCGGUAGAAAAUGGAUGGAUGGAUAUUUUCGAAUUUAUUAUUAGCCUGUGGAAAAAAUUUGAUAUUUACCUCAGAAGAUUGCAAAUAGAAAAAAGGCAUCACAUUUUUAUUCAAAUUUUAUUUGAUAUGCCAUUGAUAUUUUUUUUAUUAUUAUUAUUAUUAUUUGAAACUGGAUUUUGCAUGUCACUAAAGUUAUAUAAGCCUUGCUUGUUCAAUAUUUAAUGCAAAACUUGUUUGGGUCCCUAUUGAAAGGUUCAUUUGUUCAACCUUGGCCCGCGGCUUUGUUCCGUUUAAAAUUUUGGCCCACUCUGUAUUUGAGUUUGACACCCCUGCCCUAAUCAGACCAAAGCAUUUUUGGUUGAAAAAAGGAGAUAAAGAAGUAAAAUACAGCA